AUGUCUUGUUCCUCCUCCUCUCCGUCACCGUUACCUUCCGUCACGAAACUUCAAGUCGAUUCCGUUACUUUUCCACCUUCCGUUAACUCACCGGCUUCCUCUAACCCUCUCUUCCUCGGUGGCGCAGGUGUUCGCGGGUUAGAUAUCCAUGGAAAAUUCAUAGUUUUCACCGUCAUCGGAGUUUACCUAGAUGCUAACGCCGUUCCCUCACUCUCCGUUAAGUGGAAAGGCAAAACUGCAGAGGAGUUAACGGAAUCCGUCCCUUUCUUCCGUGAAAUCGUCACAGGUGGGUUUGAGAAAUUUAUAAGGGUGACUAUGAAAUUGCCGUUAACCGGACAACAAUAUUCGGAGAAAGUAACGGAGAAUUGUGUGGCUAUUUGGAAAUCGUUAGGGAUUUAUACAGAGUGUGAGGCCAAAGCUGUGGAGAGAUUUUUGGAAGUCUUCAAAGACCAAAACUUCCCUCCUGGUUCUUCCAUUCUCUUAGCUCUUUCUCCUAAUGGCUCUCUCACGAUUGCGUUUUCGAAAGACGAUAGCAUUCCUGAAAGCGGAAAAGCUGUCAUCGAGAAUAAGUUGUUGGCAGAGGCAGUUCUUGAAUCAAUCGUUGGGAAGAAAGGUGUGUCUCCUGGGGCUAGGCUGAGUCUUGCAAAGAGAUUAGGUCAGCUGAUGAAGAACAAUAAGAUCGAAGAAGAGGAAACAAAGAUUGAUCAAGAUGAAGCUAUAGAUAUCUCUGUUGGGGAUAAAUUGGCCAAUGAGAACUGA
This is a messenger RNA of Arabis nemorensis, 759 nucleotides long. The record is from the annotation of a GenBank genome assembly. NCBI's taxonomy places the organism in Eukaryota, Viridiplantae, Streptophyta, Magnoliopsida, Brassicales, Brassicaceae.